GCUGUACUGUAAAAACACCAUCCCACAGCCUUUGCUGCCAGAGGAACUCAACAGCCAGCACUGACAGAGCCAAGAGCAGGAUUGCCCAAGCCAUGGAGCGAGAGCCAAUGCGCAUAAGGGAGGGAUACUUGGUUAAGAAGGGCAGCAUGUUUAAUACCUGGAAGCCAAUGUGGGUUGUGCUUUUAGAAGACGGAAUUGAAUUCUACAAGCGGAAGGCUGAUAACAGUCCCAAAGGGAUGAUCCCACUAAAAGGAAGCUCUAUUCACAGCCCAUGCCAAGAUUUUGGCAAAAGAAUGUUUGUCUUCAAGCUCACUGUGGCCAAGCAGCAGGACCACUUUUUUCAAGCUGCCUACCUGGAGGAGAGAGAUGCCUGGGUGCGGGAUAUCAAGAAAGCAAUUCAUCACAUAGAUGGAGGCCAAAGGUUUGCCAGAAAAUCCACAAGGAAGUCCAUCAGAUUGCCUGAAACAAUCAAUCUGAGUGCUUUGUACCUCUCAAUGAAAGAUCCUGAAAAGGGAAUAAAGGCGUUGAAGCUGGAAAAAGAUAAAAGAGUGUUCAAUCACUGCUUUACAGGCACCUGUGUGAUUGACUGGCUGGUGUCCAGCAGCUCCGUCCGAAAUCGCAAAGAAGGUCUCCUGCUUGCCUCUUCCCUCUUGAGUGAAGGCUACCUACAGCCUGCUGGGGACACAUCCAAGGCAGCUGCCGAGGGACUGUCAGACACCCCCUUCCUGGAUCUCAGUGAUGCCUACUAUUACUUUCCAGACAGUGGAUUCUUCUGUGAGGGAUAUUCCAGUGAUGAUGAUGUGGUCCUAAAAGAAGAAUUCAGAGGCACAAUUGUCAAACAAGGAUGUUUGCUGAAACAGGGACAUCGGAGGAAGAACUGGAAAGUGAGAAAGUUCGUUUUAAGAGAUGAUCCUGCAUAUCUUCACUAUUAUGAUCCUGCUGGAGGAGAAGAACCACUGGGAGCAAUUCACUUGAGAGGCUGCGUGGUGACAGCAGUGGAAGAUAUGCCAGAUACCAAGAAGUAUGAUGCUGACAACAUCCUCUUUGAAAUCAUCACAGCAAAUGAAAUCCACUAUUACUUGCAAGCAGCCUCAUCCACGGAGCGUACAGAAUGGAUCAAAGCAAUCCAGUCAGUUUCUAGGACUGGUAAAUGAAGAUGAUCUUCCAGCAAGAAGACAGACAAAUUAAAUUAGUUACUCAGAAAAAGAGAAAACAGAAUUUAGCAUUUCACCAAGAGAAAGCAGUAUCACCCCAAAGGGCUUGUGUGUUGGGGUUGAGGACUGGGUGGAAGUUUCAAUUCUAUAGUGGGCACUAACAAACUAACAUUUUUCCACUUGUGUUAUGGUAAUAUUUUACUAAAUUAUAACAUAGAACAUGCCAUAUUAGUGUGUUGCUUAGAGUAAUCUGUCUGCCUUGAGAUGGUUGUACCUGUUGCCACAGCUGAUAGUGGAAAUCUCACCAUUAACAGGGAACACAGUCGUGUCAGUGACAGAGAGUACUCAAUUAAUCACCCUCUUCAGCCUGUGAUGUGUUUCAGGAUUUUCAUGUAUUUCAGUCUUCUCCAGACAAUUUUUACAUUUUCUUCUUUACCAGAUCUUGUUGCUGCUUGUUCACUUAUACAAAUAAUGCCAUAGAUAUAAGGAAAAGUCAACUCAUUUGGAAACCUGAUCCACUCCUUUCCGAUCUGUCAGCUUUAAGGGAGGGAAGAAUGCAGACAACUAAGGAAACACCAUGUGGAACCAAGUAUAACUCCAUGACAGUAGUAUGAGGAAAAGUCUCUUCCCACAGUAUUUCAAACACAAAGCAAUCUCACUCCAAACUCCGUAUCACCCAAUUUAAACCUUGCCAUAUUUCUCCACAAGAAUCUGCCCCAGGACCAUUGUUUCCCUUUAUUUAGGUCUCACAAAGCAGAUGCUGGGUUGUUAGGUACUGCACUCUAUUUGAAUUAAGAAUCUUGGAAGAGAAGGGAAAGGAUGCAUGGGUUGGUUACUUGAACUUUGGAUUGAAGUGGUUUUGAUUAGGUUUUCUUUUUUUAACCUCCAGCAACAUACUCAGUCCUUGAUUCUGUGCCUUAGCAAUAUAAGAGAAACCUUGUGCUUGCAACUGAAAUAAAUAUUUUUAUUUGAUA
Messenger RNA from Vidua chalybeata, 2128 nucleotides. It is a transcript of the gene PLEK, whose product is annotated as pleckstrin. The transcript has 9 exons. Lineage: Eukaryota; Metazoa; Chordata; Aves; Passeriformes; Viduidae. The coding region runs from base 93 to 1154 and encodes 353 amino acids. Gene Ontology annotation, biological process: intracellular signal transduction; actin cytoskeleton organization. The record is from RefSeq and is a predicted model, not a curated record. Gene Ontology annotation, cellular component: plasma membrane.